This is a messenger RNA of Aspergillus sclerotioniger CBS 115572, 1954 nucleotides long. Its product is annotated as putative tannase. The transcript has a single exon. The coding region runs from base 174 to 1892 and encodes 572 amino acids. The record is from RefSeq and is a predicted model, not a curated record. NCBI's taxonomy places the organism in Eukaryota, Fungi, Ascomycota, Eurotiomycetes, Eurotiales, Aspergillaceae.
CACAAACUCAAUUAAUGUCCUGAAUCAUCCGGGCCCGAUGACGACGCCUGCUGUGAUGCCCGUGCAGGACUGCUGAUGAAGAACUGGUUGGUAUAAAGCCAGGUCAUUGCCUGUCACUGGGAACCCGGCACACAGCUCAAUCCACUUCCCUGGCUUUUCGCAUUGCCUGCAAGAUGCGUUCUUACAUCUGGGCUUCUUUCACUGCGGCUUUUGCAGCCUUUGCGGAUGCUGCAGCUCCAUCCACCCUGGCAGAGCUUUGCACUGAUUCCAUUGCCAAAGCUGCUCUGCCACCCUCCGAGUUCAUCCAGGGCAUAACCAUCGACUCGGACUCUGUGACCGCUGAAGUCGUGACAAACAGCAGCUACUCUAGUGAUUUCUACCCCACUGCCACGAUUAGCUACUGCAACGUCACGUUUGCCUAUUCCCAUGAUGGCAUUGACGGUGACCAGGUCCUUUUGGAGAUCUGGCUUCCUGCACCAUCAGACUUCAAAAACCGCUGGCUUUCCACCGGUGGCGGAGGCUACGCCAUCAACUCCGGGGAUCAGUCACUGCCAGGUGGUGUCAUGUACGGUGCCGCGUCGGGUAUGACGGACGGUGGCUUCGGUGGGUUCUCUGACAAUGCUGACACAGCUAUGCUGUUGGCAAACGGAACUCUGAAUUACGAGGCUCUCUACAUGUUCGCCUACAAGGCACAUCGUGAGCUGAGCUUGAUCGGGAAGGCCUUCACUCGCAGCAUCUACGAUCUGAGUGACACCGAAAAGCUCUACGCUUAUUACCAGGGGUGCUCUGAGGGCGGCCGCGAAGGAUGGAGUCAAGUGCAGCGCUAUGGUGACGAAUGGGAUGGAGCGAUUAUCGGUGCUCCGGCUUUCCGGUGGUCUUUCCAACAGACCCAACACCUGUAUUCCAACAUCGUCGAGAAAACCCUUGAUUACUACCCGCCUCCCUGCGAGCUAGAGAAGAUCGUCAACGAGACUAUCACAGCCUGCGAUCCCAUGGACGGCAAAACCGAUGGCGUGGUAGCACGCACCGACCUCUGCCUCCUAGACUUUGACAUCAGCACCAUCGAGGGCAAGCCAUACUCAUGCGCCGCCUUACGAGGCACUCCUGCACAAAACGGCACCGUAUCCGCCAAAGGCAUCGAAGUAGCCAAAACCAUCAUCGACGGCCUGCACGAUUCCCAAGGCCGUCGAGUCUACUUCUCCUACCAACCCACCGCCGCAUUCGACGACGCCGAGACACAGUACAACUCCACAACCGGCGAAUGGGAACUCAACAUUGACCAACUCGGAGGGGAAUACAUCGCCCUAUUAGUCAACAAAAACGGCACUACCCUCGACAGUCUCGACGGCGUCACCUACGACACCCUCAAAGACUGGAUGAUCUCAGGCCUACAGGAAUACUUCAGCACCUUGCAAACUACCUGGCCUGAUCUCACUCCCUUCCACCAGAGUGGAGGAAAAAUCAUCCACUUCCACGGCGAUGCCGAUUUCAGCAUCCCCACCGCCGCAUCCAUCCGGUUCUGGGAAUCCGUCCGUACAAUCAUGUACCCUAACCAAGACUACAACACCAGCGCCGACUCCCUCAACGACUGGUACCGUUUCUACACCAUCCCCGGAGCUGGCCACUGUGCAACAAACGAUGCCAUGCCGAAUGGGCCAUUCCCGCAGACCAAUCUAGCCGUGAUGAUCGAUUGGGUGGAAAAUGGCGUGACUCCAACGACGCUGAACGCAACGGUGCUGCAGGGCGAAAACGAGGGUCAGAAUCAACAGCUCUGCGCAUGGCCGCUACGGCCUUUGUGGAGUGCUAAUGAGACGAUGGAGUGUGUGUAUAACCAGCGGUCGAUUGAUAGCUGGCAUUAUGAUCUUGAUGCGGUUCCGAUGCCUGUUUAUUAAGCCGCAACCAGGAUGAAGCAGUAUGAUGGCUCUCUUGAGAUGGUGUCCAAUGACAGUCUGUA